AUGGAGAAAAGUCGGACAACACCAUACCAUCCAAUGGGCAACGGUCUCUGCGAAAGAUUUAAUAGAACACUUCUGAAUAUGCUUGGAACACUUAACCCUGAUGGGAAGAGAGACUGGAAAUCUCAUGUAGGCCCACUUGUACAUGCGUAUAACUCUACAAGGCAUGAAUCAACAGGUUACUCUCCAUUUUUUCUGAUGUAUGGAAGGCAUCCCAGACUACCAGUUGACUUGGCAUUUGGCCUUGAGAUUGAACCAAGUAAAUCCAAGUCAGUGUGCCAGUACACCAAAACUCUACGGGAUAGACUUAAACAAGCCUAUGAUCUUGCUUCUAAAGCUGUGAACAAAUCUCAAGCAAGACAGAAAGAGACUUAUGACGUGAAAGCUAGAGCAGCCAUGCUGGAGACGGGAGAUCGGGUUCUGGUGAAAAUAGUAGCAUUUGAUGGCAAGCACAAGAUUGCUGAUAAAUGGGAAAAGGACGUCUAUGUCGUUCUGAGACAACCAAACCCAGGUAUUCCAGUAUAUAUGGUCCAGAAAGAAAAUGGAGAAGGGAAGACAAGGACACUCCAUAGGAAUUUGUUACUUCCUAUCGGUUCUUUACCAAUCCCAGAUGCAUCUGCACCAGUAUUAAGAUCAAAAUCCAAGGUGUCAAGACCUCAUUCUGGAGCAUCUAACCAGAAAGUCCCUGAGGAAUUGCAAACCAAGGAGAGUUCAGAUGAUGAUGAUGACGACGACGAUGAUGAUGCAAUGUUACCUUUGACACGACCAGACCCUUCAGAUUCAAUCAAGGUCAAGCAAUGGACCACGAAGAUCAAGAUCAAGCAGACAAUUGCACAGAUCAAGCUAACGCAGAAGCAGCCAACGUAG
Haliotis rubra (blacklip abalone) is the source of this 864-nucleotide messenger RNA. RefSeq lists its product as uncharacterized. The transcript has 2 exons. Gene Ontology annotation, biological process: DNA integration. Gene Ontology annotation, molecular function: nucleic acid binding. The record is from RefSeq and is a predicted model, not a curated record. Bases 1 to 864 code for a protein of 287 amino acids. Lineage: Eukaryota; Metazoa; Mollusca; Gastropoda; Lepetellida; Haliotidae.